Molecule: messenger RNA, 4448 nt
Organism: Plutella xylostella (diamondback moth)
Lineage: Eukaryota; Metazoa; Arthropoda; Insecta; Lepidoptera; Plutellidae
Source: RefSeq, a predicted model, not a curated record
UGAAUACAGAGCUACAAUGACCGAAAAUAUCCAAAUUGACCAUUAGCAUAUUCGAUUAAGAUCACUUUGCUAGCGUCCAUCAAAUUAACAGUCACAACCCAAUAUCGCUAAUGCAUUCCAAAAUAACAAAGCGGACCAAAUAAAUCAACCUGCCCGGAUACCAAAGAAAGUAGAACGCUCCAUCAAAAGCAGAUAUCCGACCGACACGCCACUACACCGUAUUAAUAACUAUUUUAUUACCGGUAAUAUUUGUAUCGGGUUUUAUUUAUUAAAAUACAGAAUUAUUACAGGCGCAGAGCGUGCCGCGCAGACGCACGCCCGUUCUAAAUUUAAAUUCGGCUGCGCGCGCGCAAAACAACAACGCUCAGAAUACUGACUCUGACGCGGGGAGCGCACGCGUCCCAGAAAACACAUUCCCGAUCGUUAAAACUUACUAUCCCCAUUCUUAUUUCGAAUCUGUGAAUAAACAACUUUUUUCAGUGUCUAUACGGCCAGCGUGUUCCGUUUUCAAAACUUUCACACGCAGUGUUAGUGAUUUACAGUGAGUUCUAAGUGGCCAGUGUUGUUCUUACAAUGAGGUGACGCGCCAAAAUGUUUACGAAUUUCAAACUGCUGCGGCAGAAGUCCAAGGAGGACCCAACGCCCACCUGCUACCGGAGCGUCAAGCACAAACCUCCCAAAACGCCGACUCUAACCCGGGCGAGGAAACAUCAGAGGCGUCGCUCGGAGCCCGGCGCGGUACCCUCCAUCGCAGGCUUCGCCCCCAACUCUGCCGCCCUCACCUCGGACCUCCUCGCUCCCGGAGACCGCAUCUGCAGCGUCAACGGCAUCAGCACCGCGCGCCUCAGCAACCAGGACGUGCUGCGAUUGCUGGAUAAUGUGGAGGAACGGGCUGAGCUGGAGCUGGAGUACUAUAUGCCUAAUUAUGCGUCCCAAAACUCUCUCUACAUCACCACAAAGCUAGCCGAAGUACCGGUCGAGAAGAUCGGGGGUUCCCUCGGCAUAACCAUCCGGGGCGGCCUCCCAGAGAACAGUGGUGCCAGUGCGGACCUGGUGCUGAACAGCCGCUCCCUGGAUGCUCUGCCUCUGGUCGUGACGCACGUGCGGCCGGGCGGCGCGGCGUAUAAUACCAGUCGGAUCAAACCCGGUGAUCGAUUGCUUAAGGUUGAUCAUAUAUCCCUCACAAACAAGACCCUAUCAGAAGUGCACCAGAUCCUACAAACCUGUCCCCAAGUGACGAGCCUCACCAUAGAGUAUGACGUAUCUAUCAUGGAGUCAGUAAAACUGGCCACCGGGCCACUGCUCAUAGAGAUUGAACGCCCAAGUAAUGAAGAUCUGGGAGUGUUUUUGGUAAACCAGAGGUACUCUGAUGACGUCUACAGUUCCGCGUCAGAGACCUAUCAGAUGGUUGGGAAUUGUAAUGCUAUUUAUAUAGAUAGCAUACUGCCGGCGAGCAUAAGUGAUCGCUGCGGCGCCCUCCACCCGGGCGACCAACUCCUGGCCUUCGACGACCACGUGAUCGACGGCAACAACUACACGGCCGAGGAGGUGAUGUGCUACCUCGAGGCGAGCGAGGCGGGCUACACGCGCCUGCACGUGGCCCCGCGGCAUGUGCGCCACGCGCCGCGCGCCGUCAGAGAAAACUCAAUAUCGGGCACAUCGACGCUGAACACGGCAAAGAAGAAUCGACAAAGGAAUUAUCGGCAGAGUUCGGUGCCUAAGCUCGGCCUACAGGAGGAUUACGACAGCCAACCGACGUACAUGUCGACGGGCGCCAUCUACCGGAGCGAGGCGCUGAACGUGCAGCUCGAGGUGCCGCCGGGGCACAGCAGCGGCGUCUCCAUACACGAGGAGGGAGGCGCGCUGGUCAUUGCGCAUAUUGCGCCGCAGUCGCCUGCGUACAGGUCCGCUUGCCUUCAGAUAAGGGAUCGAGUGAUGUCCAUUAACGGACAUGAAAACCUGACUUUGGACGUCGCGAAUGAGAUUCUUCAGAGGCGAAACGACUCUCACAAUCCCAAAUAUUUGACUUUAAACGUGGAAUUCAACAUGCCGAACACAAUUGAAGCCUCCAGUGGGGUGUUUAACGUGAAACUCGCUAAAUCCUCGGGAGGCCUCGGUGUUACUAUCACUGGUUGCAAACAGAAGUUACUAAGUAACGAGGAGCCGAUGGUGAUAUCGGACAUCAAGCCGGGGUCGGUGGCGCACCGCUGCGGCGCGCUGGCUGCGGGAGACCAGCUGCUGUCCAUCAACGGACAACCACUACAUAACCUGUCUCUGGACACAGCGUUCAACAUUCUCCAAAACUCACCCGAUGACAUAAUAACCUUGAAAAUUAGAAAACGAGACCUAACAGAAGACUGGUCAAACAUCCACAAACAGAACGCUAAGCUCACGCUGCAAAGCUUCAGUCAUAUCGAAACAAAAGUCCAGGUGCACAGUGGUAAAGACUCAGGUCAUCACAGUGAGAGUCCAAACAAUAGUGUUAAGGAAAGUGAAAGGAGUCAUGGUAGUAGUAGUAAUGACAGUGGAGCGAUGGUGUUCACUAUAGAGCUUAUGAAGCAAGAGAAUGGACCUCUGGGCUUGACGAUAGCGGGCAGUGAGGAUGUUACACAACCUAUAUUAGUCAGUGGACUUAUUGAAGGUGGCGUUGCGGAGAAGAGUGGUAAAUUAGCGAUAGGCGAUGAACUCUUAAGUAUAAAUGGAGAGAGCGUUUUGACAAAACCCUUAUCUGAUGCUAUCAAAUUAUUACAAAACAGUGGCCAAAGAGUGCAACUACAAUUAUGUAGAAAAGUUACAGGUUUAUUAGAUAACGCAGAAAAUGCAAGUGCUAGAGAUUCCAGCCAUUCAACGUCAAGUCCAGGCCUUUCAAACGAUAGUGCCGUAGAAUCUUGGGAUCAAAACACACCAGUUCGAACAAGUGCUAACUGUGGUAAGAAAGUUAUUUUCAACGACAAUGACAAUAAAGAUUUUAACUCCAUCUCAAAUGCAGUAAACUUUUCAGGCAAUUCAGAAAUCAUAGAAUAUGCAGUCCCAGACAAAACUCGUAUCCACGACAAGCAACCGUACUCUCCAACCGAUGAAGACAAGCUAAUGGCGUCGAACUACACAUCAGCUGCACCAUACAGCAUCAAUGACCUUCCCCUACCCAACUAUUCCCUAAACAACUCUCUAAAAACGUUCCACUACGAAAACACGUGCAUCAUACCGGACAAUACGUUAAAGAACAAACAGAGCUUAACGAGAGAAGACGAUGUCCAGCAAAUUGAGAUUCUAACUUCGACGAUGAAGGAUUGCCAGCUUCACAACAUGGAGAAGUCUUCGUGUAAAUGUGACUAUGUCCAAAUGGCCCCAUACGGGAUGAUUUCGAAAGGAAGGCAGCACUGGGACGGAGAGUUUAUGGGCAACGGCAUCUACACGGUGACGACGCCGCAGUCGUCGCCGCUGAAGCCUAACAUGCCCGGAACCAGUUUUCAGUUUGGAAACAGCAAUAUUUACGAGAAUGAUGGGCCGAGUCUCUACAGCACCGACUCCCUAUCCCCGGCGCGCGCGUCCGUCCACCACGUCAUUCUCUACAAGGACGCCAUCUACGACGACUACGGGUUCUCUCUGUCGGACGGACUGUACGAGCGUGGGGUCUUCAUCAACCGGAUACGGAAGGGCGGACCCGCUGAUAUUGUGGGGCUGUUGAAGCCUUAUGAUAGGAUUUUACAGGUGAACGGUACUAGGACGGUGGACUAUGACUGUUGCCUCACGGUGCCUCUCAUCGCCUCGGCGGGGGACCGGCUGGAGAUUGUGGUGCAGAGAUACGCGGCUGCCAGGGAAAUGAAGAGACAAGACGACAACGCAAGUCCGAGUGAUGGGAAUUUAGUGACGAAGACCAUUUAGUGCAUAACCCGACUGUAGUGCGGAGACACCAAACAGUUUCCGAAGUUAAGUGUUAAGUGACAAGUGAAUUUAGACGCUUUUUAUAUUCCAGAGACAAAGUUGUAGCUCAAAAUGUAGAAAACCGGUGCUAGCUAUGCGAAGUGAGACAAACUUAUCGCGUUUAUAAACGAACGAAAGAGACAAGUGAUUGUGUUGUGUUGUGUACCUAAGUGCACGGAUUGGAAGAAAGCCAAUGUACUUGUGGCCUAACGUUGUACGUGAAAUAUUUUAUUUUAUUUGGUUGGGAUAACGAAAUGCUAUGGAUUAAAAAUUAGGUAAGGUGUUAAAUAUAUUAGGUGCUUUAUGUUGUUUAAAUAUUCAAAAUUAUGGACAAUAUCAAAGGUACAUGAACAUUAUACCUCUCUCUGAAAUUAUUGCUAAAUGUUGCAAUUUCACAGCUGACUAUGAUUAUAAUACAAAAUUAACAAACCAAUUAUGGUUAUUUAACAAAAUACGAAUACUUUACUAAAAACCCAUAAAACCUUGUUUUUAUUUUGUACUGCGCUGUAGUUAUACAUGACAGA